Molecule: messenger RNA, 2840 nt
Organism: Gasterosteus aculeatus aculeatus (three-spined stickleback)
Lineage: Eukaryota; Metazoa; Chordata; Actinopteri; Perciformes; Gasterosteidae
Product: putative C-mannosyltransferase DPY19L4
Cellular component (GO): nuclear inner membrane
Molecular function (GO): mannosyltransferase activity
Source: RefSeq, a predicted model, not a curated record
UCCGCUCAACUCCGUCAACGGCGCAAACAGGGGCGAGCGGCUGGGAGGGAAGAGCCCGGCGCGUCGCCUCGUUUACCGUAAAGCGGAGGUUUGGUUUGACGGCGCUUGUGUUGGAGAGCCGCUUGUUAGCGGUGAUGCCGCCAGAGCAGCGAGCUGCCGCCUGCGCACGUCGGGCGUCCCCGCGUUUAAUCGCGCCAUGACCGAGGUGAGAUCUCCAGAAACGGACUCUUCGGAGGGCGUUGGAGACGAGGACGAGACCCGAAACGAGCUCGAGUUGGAGACUACGCGGGCUGAUGGGAGCGCGUCCGCAGAAGAGGGAACAGGAGACGAUGCUCUGCAGGAAGGAGGACAAUCGGACCGUCCUCCAGAGUCUCCUGUCAAAAGACCCACGCGCUCUCUUGCAUCGGGGUUGCUGCAGCGCCUUGCCAGGCUGUUCUUCGGAUGCCUGGCGGCGGUGGCAUGUGCCGUGCUUUAUGCCACCUACAUGUCUCUGUACCACGACAGAAAGUUCUGGUUUUCCAUAAGACAGGAGCUCGAGCGAGAAAUCACCUUCCAAGGAGGCAGCGGGUUCUACUAUUACUACUACAAGCACAUGCUGACGGCCGCGUCCUUUGAGAGAGGUUUUUAUGAGCUGAUGGUGGACAACAGGACCCUUUCGGGUCAGACCAUCAACGCAGUGGAGCGUUUCUCGCUGUAUCCAGAGCUCAUCACAAGCUUCAUAUACAGACUCACGGGCGGCCAGGAUUUUGUGGAGCCGAUCUACUUCUACGUCGGAGCGGUUUUCGGCCUUCAGGCCGUCUAUGUAACCGCCUUGUUUGUGUGCAGCUGGGUGAUGAGCGGCACCUGGGUGGCCGGCAUGUUGACCGUGUCCUGGUAUGUGAUCAACAGACCGGAUACAACCAAAGUGGACUACGCCAUUCCUCUGCGGGACAACUGGGCUCUGCCUUACUUCUCCUGCCAGGUUGCAGCUCUGACUGGGUUCCUGAGUAAUAACAUCCGCUCUGCCACCGAGAUGUGCUGCUACCUCACGCUGAGUGCCACCACCUUCGUCUUCCUGCUGGUGUGGGAGCACAGCCACUACGUGCUCUUCGUCCAGGGCCUCUGUCUUCUCUUGCUGGACUCUUUUGACCUGGUGCCAGCGCGUAAGAUGGCCGACAUCCACAAAGCGUACCUCGGCGCUCUGUUCCUGGCCUACUUGUUCCACUUCCAGAACGCGGCCCUGCUCAGCUCGCCUCUGCUCAGCCUGCUGAUUGGCUCAGUGCUCGCGAGGUACUUCCAGCAAAAGAUGAAGAUGGGACCUCUCGUGGCCAGAGUCAUGAAGCUCUUCCUUCACUUCCACCUGGUCUUUACCACUGGAAUCACCUUCAGUUAUUUGGUCAAGAAACUUGUGCCUGUAAGUGAGAGCGACUUCAUUUUGAAAUUCCUUGAAGUAAAAUUUGGGCUCAACACGACGACUGACUUCGUCACCAACAUCCUCCUGUGCCAGGAGAGUUUCCAGACGCCCGGCCAGGACUUCUUCCUGCGCCUGACGCAGGCCUCGGUGCUUCCCUUCUACCUGCUGGUGCUCACUGUGUGUCUGCUGUCCACCCUGCAGACCAUUUACAGGAGGCUCAGCGGCCAGCCAAUGACGGCGAACCUCCGACUUGAAGAUGGACGCGUAGGGGAGCAGCCCGAGGUCAUCUAUCAUGUUUUUCACACGUUGCUUUUCGGAGGCCUGGCCCUGCUGUUUGACGGGAUGAAAUAUUUAUGGACCCCGUACGUCUGCAUGUUCACAGCGUUCGGCGUGUGUUCUCCAGAGCUCUGGAUGACUGUGUUAAAGUGGCUCAAACUGAAGUCCAUCCACCCGAUAGUACUGUCCUUGAUCCUGAGCACAGCAGUUCCUACUAUCAUUGGUUUCAGUUUAUGGAGAGAGUACUGCCCUCGUGUCUUAGCGGAGUUGUCAGACGUGCAGGAGUUUUACGAUGCAGACACAGUGGAGCUCAUCAGCUGGAUCAACUCCCAGGCUCCGGGGGCGGCGGUCUUCGCAGGAAGCCCUGAGCUGUUGGGAACGGUGAAGUUGUGUUCAGGUUCAGCCGUUACCAGUUUACCGCUUUACUCCGACGUCCACCUGCUGAGGAGGUCAGAAGACAGUUAUCAGGUGUAUUCAAUGAGGUCUGCAGAGGACAUCUACAAGAUUUUGACCUCUCAGAAGGCAAACUAUGUGAUCAUCGAGGAGUCAAUUUGCAACGAGCUUAGUCCUAAUAAGGGCUGUCGGAUCAAAGACCUGCUGGACAUCGCCAAUGCACAUGUGGUUUAUGACAAAGGAGAGAUUUACUCUUUCUCCAAGCACGGGAGGUUCUGCCACGAGAUAAAGAUGAACUACUCACCCUACACAAACUACUUCACCCGGGUUUUCUGGAACCGAUCGUACCACGUGUACAAAGUGAACUCGGUCAUCUCCUUUCAGUACUGACAGCGCCCCCCCCGCCUCCUCCCGCUGCGUCUGGCUCCGGCCUCCACGGCGCAUCCACCAUGUCACAGAGCACUCAAGGGACAGUGUCUACUCACUGGGAUCUCCCACACGCCGGAGUAGACGCUGACGCUGUAAAGUCAAACACAUGAUUUGACUAAGACCAACAUGAAAGGGCUCUGUUUGAUGGCAUGAGCAAUGAUCACUGUAGAAUCAAUGAGCUGAUGUGUGUGCGAAAGGUAAAGGCGAGCAAACCACCUUUAACCGUUCCCUCUUCCCUGGGUCUUACCUGAAGUAUCGGGUGGAAAGUUCCCUCUGGUGCUACCAAGUCUGACCAAUAGCUGUCUAUCUGCAAAAGGCCAUGUAGUGAAAAUAAAAAUGUGUGAAAAAC